CCUGAAAGCUUGUUAGUCUUCUUUAGCUGGAGGAGCACCUGCUCUGCUGGCAGAAGGGGCCUGGGGGUUGGUUGGGUCAAUCCCCGGCGUCACCAGCGCUUCCGUUCUGCUGAUGUCUCAACCAAGCCCUACUUGGUCCCAGAGAGAGAAGGCUCCAUGCGGUGGAACACUGGCAUACCUACUACCUGCUUCGUCUUCAGACAGUGAUUCUGGCUGCGCCCUGGAAGAUUACUCGGGGCCUGUCACGGAAAUUCCCCCAGCAGAGGUGUCACCAAACUUUGACUCUCACUCAUCAGAUGCAGUCCCUGUUGCCACCCAGAACCAGCUCCGCAUCAAAACUCUCCUUCAGCAGCUGCCCCCGCAAGACUGCGAUGCAAGAUAUUGCCCAUCCAUUGGUGAGGAGGAAAGGGAGCGGCUACGGACAUUUGCUUCACAGCGACGGCAGGAAUCCCUGGGACAGGGAGUCACAUGCCUGGUGCCCCCCACAACUCACGGGUGCUUUUGUAAAAAGUGUGGUAAGAGGUUGAUCAGAGGUGAAAAGGGUGUGUAUGCACCUAAGCUGGGAGACCAGAGCUACUGGCAUCCUGCCUGUUUUGUCUGUCACACCUGCCACCAGCCCCUAGUAGAUCUCAUCUACUUCCAGCGAGAUGGGAAGAUCUAUUGUGGCCGGCAUCACGCAGAAUUCUUCCGCCCACGCUGUGCUUCAUGUGAUCAGCUGAUCUUCACCUCAGAGUGCAUGGAGGCAGAAGGCAUGCGCUGGCAUGAAGAGCACUUUUGCUGCCUUGAGUGUGACUUGCCCCUGGGGGCACGGCGCUAUGUCAUGAAGGGUGGCCAGCCCUGCUGCUGUGCUUGCUUUGAGAGUCUGUACGCAGAUGUCUGCCAAGCCUGUGGAGAGAUCAUUGGUGUUGACAGUGAGCAAGCCACCCUCCAAGGCCAGCACUGGCACGCCAAAUCCUGUUGCUUCUGCUGCAGCAUUUGCAAAAAAGCACUGCAAGGCCAGCUGGUCACUACUCAAAAUGGGCUUCUCUUCUGCUCUGAGGCCUGCAGCUUAGAGAAGGAAUCGGCCUUGUCUUCCACUGGCUCAGAUUCCUCUGACUCCGCUUUCAUCUCUGUUCCAUCCCCUGACUCAACACCCAUCUCUAGAAUUAGAUACAGCAGCCAAGGCUGCUCCUCUGCAGCUGCAAGAACCAACCCUAAUGUCUGUGAGGAAACAGCAGAUUCAGAUGCAAUGGAAACACUUCACACAUCUGGGGAUUCAUCACUGUGUCCUGAGUUCAGGAGCCAAGAAGACGCAAGCGCUGUUUUCCGAAAGAGAAUAGCUUCCCAGCAGUUUGAUAAAACUGAACUUCUGACUGAUUCUCCUCAAGAAGAGCGGGGAACCUCUAGCCCCUCUAGACUAGAGGUAGUUCACAGCACUGUCAGUUUAACGGAGAACCAACUGCUAGGGUCCACUUUCCCACUAACACCUCAGCAGCAAGUUGGAGACGAUCCCUUUAGGGGCAGCGUCUCCGAAGCCCCACAUGCAUCAGUGUGGAACAGGGACUUCUCACAAAUGCCCCCCGAGGACAGCACAGGCAAGCAGGAAGCUGUGGUGGAACAAGACGAUGCUUGGUGCCCUACUUGCUCGUCCUCCUCAGAUUCUGACUCUGAGCCAGAUGGCUUCUUUUUCGGAAAGCCCAUCCCAAAGCCUGGGGCCAGGCGGAUUGUUCUACCCGAUAUGGAGCAAGAGACACUUGGCAAAGGCAUAGGGUGGGCAGCCAGAGCACGUUCAAGCAACAAACACUGCAGUAUAUGUUAGUUUGGGCUGGUGGGGAGGAGGGAGAAGAGAAAGAGAACGUAGUUCUCAGAUACCCGAAAAGUGUUGGGGGGGGGAGGUGGAAAUAGUGUCACAAGCAGACAUCUUAUGUAGCAAUGCGGUUGAUGGGUGUGCAUGCUGAAAAGUGAAAAGUCAUCUCCCUACAAGUGCAAAGCUGAGGAAGAACUGCGAAUAAGCAGACUUGAGUGAGAAGCAAGACUCUCACAUAUACAGAGAUUUGCAUUGCCAGUUUGGUCACAUUGUGCAUUUUCAGAGGCUUUAGAACUGGAAUUUUCCUCCUCAAAGGCCUGCAGCUCCCCCUUCCCCUUUUUUCCUAGUUACACAGGGAAGAAACAUGUAAAGAUUAGUGUAAUUCAGCAGAGCCUUGUGGGCAGGACACUCUCAGCUUCCAAACUCUCUACUACAGCAUGAAUACUUACAAGAAGUUCACUGGUCAGCACAUGCUGUAGUGUAAAGCGUGUGAAACAAGGCUGUACCCCUUUGUUCACCACCUGCACACAUUUUGCACAAGUUCCAAGAUCCUUCUGGCUCCCUACCAGCUCAUCCUUCCAAUUUCUGUGUUUUCAAAAGGUGCAGCGUGAAGAAUAAAUAGGUUAACCCUGCCUUAAUCAUUGAAUGCUUGACUUGGCAACUGUAAGCAGGAUGCUAAAAAAAAGUUACACAGUUUUAUCUAUAGUUGUCCGAACAGUGAUAGUUCAGGGAAGCCACACUCAGCAAAUAAAGGCAGCUCCAAGAGA
Messenger RNA from Podarcis raffonei (Aeolian wall lizard), 2553 nucleotides. It is a transcript of the gene PRICKLE4, whose product is annotated as prickle planar cell polarity protein 4. NCBI's taxonomy places the organism in Eukaryota, Metazoa, Chordata, Lepidosauria, Squamata, Lacertidae. Gene Ontology annotation, molecular function: zinc ion binding. The coding region runs from base 113 to 1798 and encodes 561 amino acids. The record is from RefSeq and is a predicted model, not a curated record. The transcript is spliced from 8 exons.